UCUGUGUAAAAUGAUAAACGGAUUAAAGGAUUUGAGCUCUUUAUAUGAUUUGACUUCUCAUGCCAAGCCACAAAUCCUUGUAGAUCUCGGACCGCAAGCUGUUAGAAACUGCAUCAUAAAUACCCCAAAUACACCAGUGGAAUCUACUACUUUCAGCUCGACUUGAGGAUGAGCGAGGCGCGUGUGCUGGGUAAUCUGGAGGAUCCUUCUGUUUCUGGAUGGAGAUCCUGAUCUGUUGAGGAUGCUCGGUGUGCUGGUGUUACUCGUGUCUUUCCUCCUGGUGAGGAGCUCCAAGCUCUGCCCUCGUCAGUGUUUGUGUUACGAUGCGUCUGAACUGGUGGACUGUGGAUCCCGAGGGUUCACACACGUUCCCCGCAGUAUUCCACACGGCACGCAGCUCCUGGAUCUCAGUGGGAAUGAUCUGUGGGAGCUGAGGAGCGGAUCCUUCACUGGGACGAGGGUUCUCCAGGUGCUCCUGCUCUCACAGAGCCACAUACAGCUGCUGCGCUCCAAGGCGCUCUCCUCUCUGACCUUCCUGGAAAAGUUGGACCUGGCUUACAACGAGCUCCGUGUCCUUCCUCCAGAUUUCUCUCAAGGCUUGACCGCUCUUAAAGAUCUCCAGCUUUCCCACAAUGCUCUGCAACGCCUCGAGUCCCGCUCCUUGGAGGACCUAGAGAGUCUGCAGAGGUUGGAUCUCAGUCACAACCACGUUCAGGUUAUCGAAGCUGGUGCAUUUCGUGGUCUCUCCGUGCUGAAGCUGCUUAACCUCUCCUGGAAUCAGCUCACAGUCGUGCAGCGAGGUCUGCUCACCAUGCAACAGAGUCUGCCAGUUCUCUUCCUGGACCACAACAAUAUCUCCAAGAUCGAAACCCAAGCUCUGGCCCCCUUACACACCCUCACACUUCUGAACUUAGAAGCCAACCAGUUGAGCAGCCUGAAGUUCAAGACGUUGUUAAACCUCCAGACGGCCAGCACACAUCUGCAGAUGUCGGAGAACCCCUGGACAUGCGACUGCGAGUUACAUCGCGUCUUCAGUAAGAUUCUCCACGUCAGGCAUCUCCACGUGGACGAUUACAUGAACCUCACGUGCCAUGCUCCGCUGUCUCUGGGUGUGAUGCACAGUCAGCUGUGUGUGGCAGAAACGGCCACUGUCCUGCUCAUUACAGGAGCCGUGAUGGUCACUGUGGUGGCGGCUCUGGUCAUGGCAGAACGCAAGCAAAAUCAGAAGAUGAACCUGGAAAAAUAAGGAAAUUAUCCUAUGCCUUGGGAGUCUCCCAAACGAAGAAAGGAGUCAACAAGAGUCUUAUUUAACACAACAGCUCUUCAUUUGUGCAGAUUAUUAAGUACUUAUCUACAGUCAAACCAGAAAUCAUUCAGACACCAGAUAUCUGUAUUUAUUUUAUUACUAGUGGGUGCAGGACACUAAAACUCCUUCAUGUAUUCAUACAGUGGAUUAACAGUAGAAUACGGGACCAGCAAUUAUUCAGACACUCAAAUCUAAAGUACUUUCCAUAUAAAGUUACUAACUUAAUUUGUUACUUUUUUAAGGAAGCAGCACAAUAUCACUUUAGUGCAUUACCUUUAAAAGUAACUUUUCCCAACACUGUUUAAUCGUGUUUAAUUUUUCGGAGGAAAGUUGUGUGAAGCUGAUAUUGUGGGACGUUGAAAUCAUGUGACCAUUGUGUAGUUUAUUUAUUUCUAGGUUUAGCUUUCUGGCGACUGUAUUUAGGCUUAAACAUUUAUAAAAGUUGUGUUUGUGUGGAUCAUCAUGGUGAACUAAACAUACAGGAACCAGAAACGCUCCUGUGAUAGCCGUGGCUCUGGAGAACAUCCUCACCUGCAGCGGUUAUCAGUGCAUCUACACGGUCCACACUGCCUCAAACAAGCUGCGGAUGAUGGACACUCCAGAAAACCAUCCCCUGACCACUGUAUUAUGAUCAGACAGAUAUUACUGCAGAUAUAUAACAUUAUAUCACAGAUGGCUAAUGAUUUCCAUUAGCAGUCAGAGGCACAGAUUAAUAGGAAGAUCAACUUAGGCAAGUCAUUUGCUUAAAAAUCAUAUCUUAAUUUAGAUGUUAACAAUCCAUCAAGCAAUGGUGUGAGUCAAGAGAGGGCCAAACCUGCAUCUCAUCACUCCUCUCCUAAACAGCUUAGGACAAUAUGUAUCAGUUGUAUUCUAGAUUUGGCCAGCUUCUUUACCAGUUCUUUAAAUGAAGCUUCGUUAUCAUCACGUUAAACAUGCUGAUGCACGAAUGCAGUUUAAACACAAGCGCGCGAGUGUGAAGGGGAUUUGUUACAUUGUUGCAUGUCACGUGUUUAUUUGUUCGAACCGCGAACAGCAUCAACAUACUGAAGCAGUUCAGAAGCUGAACCGAGUCAGAAUAAAAGCUUCGAGCUGAGAGAAGAGAGAAAAACCUCAGAGAUGUUUUGCUGGUUACAGCAGCCAUGACUCCGGAUCACCUUCUUCCUAGGGUUAGUGAACGAAUCGUUCUUUUGAGUCGAUUCCUUUGAAUGGAUCAGAGGAGCGAUUCGUCUUCGAACUCGAGCGUAAAAGAUGCAAACAUUUUACAAAUUACACUUUUGUUCUAAACUUCAUUGUUUUCUUUCAGAUGGAGAAAUUGAACAUUGUACAAUUUUAAUGCAAUUUUAAAUAUAUUUUUGUAGCUUUCUUACUCAAAGAUUCUUAAAGACUGCAUAUAGCUCAGUCAACAAAACCUUUUUACGAGUAAACUUGCAUGUAUGAUUGUGAAAUCUGGUCAUAAAUAUAAAUACGUUGAAUAAAAGCGUUUUACAUACUCUUUAGAUCAUUUUAAGUAAAAGUAGAUUUUGCUGUAAAACGAAAGAGGUCUUGAAUACUGGAUAUUUUUAUUGGUAAAUUUCUGUGCUUUACGCCUCAAUAUAACUGAAUAAGUACAAUAUCGAUUCAAUAAUAACAUUUGGAAAACGAGUUCCAACAAGGACGUAAAGACAUUAUGAAGUAAGAAUUGUGAAUCAACCAUUUGAAUCGGUUAAUUAAAACGAACUGUUCAAAAGAACCGGAUCGCGGGAAUGAUUCGUCUUUCAGGAGCCUUGUUGGCAAACACUGACGGUCAUAAAGAGUUUCUCCUCCAGGGGGCGCAUGCUGCAGCAGAGAGCCUCCAGAGAAGUGUUUUACUCAACAGAUCAACUGAUUGAUUCGUUUCAAGUUAUUUCAGUUUGACGAGUGACGACCCAAAAUACAAUUAUUUAGUUAUACUUCUGUAAUCGGUCCACUCAGAUGAUGGCUUUUAAAAGUGGCAUCAUAUGACAAUUCAGUUCUUGUGCUACUAACUUUAGCAGUAAUGAAUACCUUUUAAAAAAUCUAAUAUUGACACUGAGAAACAGCUGAUUUUAAAUGCACUGAAAAACGCACUGUUAACCUAGGAAUAAUAAUAAACAAUAACAACUAUAUUAUAACCUAAACAUAAAUGAAUAAAUACAUUAAAAUCUAAAAAAAAAACAUGAUGCAAUGAAGUACAACAUUCAAAAUGCAGGUAAAACACAUUUAGUUUUUCUCUCACUGCCUCAGAGAUAAGUGGAAAUGCUUUUAGUUUAUCUAGUAAUAACAGGGCACACUCUUAUAUGCUAAGCAUCAAAAUUAUAUGUAAUUAAUAACUGAUUAAAUCUUAAUAAUACAAUAACACAGAUAUAUUACGAAAUACUACGGUACGUGUAGUGUAAAUUGUUUCAAAGUAGUAUUUUUAGUGUACACUAAAGUGAAAAAAAAAUUCAAAGAUAAUUACAUAGUAAGACAUACAAUUAAAUGUACAAUGUUGAAGUAGAAACAAAUUUAUUGUCACAUACUCUAGUAAAAAUAGUCACAGUGUAUAAGUGUUCACAUAGAUCACUAAAACACUCACAUCUGGUGUGAAUUAGAUUAGUGAUCGUGUUAAUGGAUGUUAGAUGACAGAACCGUCUCACCUGAAUCAAGACAAUUCAUGGUGGCAUUUUUAUUAUUAUAUUUGUUUUUUUGGUGUAAAUCAUGGUAAUAGUGUAUGAUAGUCAAAAAUCAAAUUAGCAAGGACACUUUCUAAAAACAAUGGAUCAGAUUUAAAGAUGUAUAGUGGUUGGAGCCGUGUGCUUUUAGAAGCUCUGUGCAGUCACUGAUCACGAAUCAAGCUCUCUGCUGUUAAUCCUGGACAGACCCAGAUCCAGAGAAGCGGAUUACCCAGAGUGCACCACACACACACACACGCACACGCACACACACACACACACACAGACACACACACACACACACACACGCACACACACACACACACACAUGAUCAGGUCUGACACUGUUCUCCUCGAAACUAUCCAGAAGAGCUGUUUAGACGUGCAACACUCGUAUCAUCAGAUGAUUGGAGGAAUGUAAGACAGCAUUAAUCCUGGGCCAAACGUUCCUGGAGCCUCAGAUUGAGUUUAACACAAUCAUCUCAGAGAUCUCAAGACUAUUCUAUAUAUCAGGACUGAUUUUAAACCAGAUUCCAAUGGGCUUCAAACACACACACACACACGCACACACACACACACAACUGGUAUGUCACACAUUAAUAAAGAGAGAUUUUUCAAGGUACUAAAUAAAACAAAGGUUUAAAUUUCACUUUAAUUUCAGUGUGUUCUAGGAAUUUCUUUGUAUUUUUGUGUGAAAUGUGCUCACAAUUUCUGAGUAAAUUCCUUUAAAGUAAAUCCUACACCAGUUUUUUUCUCUGUAUUUUCAGCAUCAUUCCUCCAGUCUUCAGUGUCACAUGAUCUUCAGAAAUCAGAAUAAUAUGAUGAUUUACUGCUCAAGAAACAUCUCUGAUUAUUAUCAGUGUUGAACACAGUUGUGCUGCUCAAUAUUUGUCAUGCAUGUUAUCGUUCUAGAUUCACAGAUGAGUAGAAAGUAUUGCUGACACAGUAAGUCCUUCAGUGCAGGAUCUGAGGGACACAUCGGGUCUGUCCUGCAGUGUUUAGAGGUGACUCCUCACAGCUGUCCUACCUGC
Carassius gibelio (silver crucian carp) is the source of this 4985-nucleotide messenger RNA. RefSeq names its product slit homolog 1 protein-like. Gene Ontology annotation, cellular component: plasma membrane. Lineage: Eukaryota; Metazoa; Chordata; Actinopteri; Cypriniformes; Cyprinidae. The record is from RefSeq and is a predicted model, not a curated record. The coding region runs from base 242 to 1246 and encodes 334 amino acids. Gene Ontology annotation, molecular function: protein binding. The transcript is spliced from 2 exons.